AUGUAUGGUGGUGUUGUUGGAGGGCUGAUUGUUGGUGGUUGGGUUUUGGGAAGGCAUGGUUUGUUUGCUUGUGGUGGUGGCGUUGAUGCGGGAUUGGUGGUUUGCGAGGAAGAGAGGUAUGACCUGCGGGGAAGGAAGGAGGACCGAGCCUUCGGUUUGAGUUAUUGUGUGACUUCCCGAUGCCGCUCGCGAGUUCCUGCAUUCUUGUGCGUUUUCUUUCUAGGCAAUGACUCGUCGAUGGCCAAGAAUACUCAAGCAUCAUUGAAUGACAACUGCAGAGUAUGGCAGAUGAUGGAUGUCAUGCAGUUUCAUUAUGAUCAUUCAUGCUACGCAACGCUAUGUAUGCUGAAUAUUGACGCAGUAAAGAUUCUAAACUAG
Messenger RNA from Pseudocercospora fijiensis CIRAD86, 378 nucleotides. RefSeq lists its product as uncharacterized. The transcript has 6 exons. The coding region runs from base 1 to 378 and encodes 125 amino acids. NCBI's taxonomy places the organism in Eukaryota, Fungi, Ascomycota, Dothideomycetes, Mycosphaerellales, Mycosphaerellaceae. The record is from RefSeq and is a predicted model, not a curated record.